Messenger RNA from Acaulospora colombiana, 3124 nucleotides. NCBI's taxonomy places the organism in Eukaryota, Fungi, Glomeromycota, Glomeromycetes, Diversisporales, Acaulosporaceae. The record is from the annotation of a GenBank genome assembly.
AUGGUCUUGUCAGCGGCAGAUCUCCAGAAACAAUUGGAAGGUGCUCCAGAUCCUUUUCCAGUACUUGGUGAAUCAUCCCCAAAUCCUACCGCGUCUACCUCCAAUAGUGCGCCGUUGAACACCGACUCCGAGACCCUAUUUCCGUCCCUAGCUACACCCUCGACGUCUAAGGCACCUACGUCGAGCUGGACCGUGCGAGCUGUCAAGCCUGUGUCAACUCCCGUCUACACAGAUAGUUUUGCAUUGACUGGUAUCGAUCCUUCAGCCAGCCAUACUAAGGACGGAAAGCCCAGAUCUCUCGGGGAUAUUGUCAAGGACAUACAGACUAAACACAAAGUUAAAGUUGAAGUCUUUUCUCAACGCACGAGCAAUCAGACGACCUUCACGAUUACUGGGGCAUCUGAUGCAAGUGUAGACGCUGCGAAAAGAGCCCUUACAACUAGUCUCAGUCCUGUGAUCACUCUGGCUGUACAAACUCCAGUCUCGGUUGUAGGCUCUAUUGUUGGUCAAAAGGGUGCCAAUCUCAAACGGAUCCGUGAUCUUACGUCUACGAAAAUUGAUAUUCCUCGUCGUGAUAAUUUGGCCGUUCCCAAUGCCAAUAGCCAGGAUGAUUCCCGCUCCCCGAGUCCCUACCCUACGAGCCCGGCAGAUGAGAAUGAAGCGACUAUUCGUAUCACUAUCACUGGACCUGCAUCCAUGGCUCAUGAAGCUCAGGCAAUGAUUCAAGCCAUCAUCACGGAGAAGACCUCUCGUUCGGUUCAAAAGAUCAAGAUCACUCCGCCUUACGUUUUUCCUUUCGUUCUUAGCCGUCGUGCCGAUUUCCUUAAAGUUGCCAACGGGGCCGAGAUCAACCUCAAUCGGGAUGAGAAAACUAAGGAGAUCACAGUAAAUGGUGAUCGUGAGGCCGUUGGAAAAGUCAUCGAGAGCAUCCGUUCCUGUAUGGCAUUUUACGAAGGUGAUCUGACCUCGGUUAAGAUCACAUUGCCAAAGAGACAGCAUCAUCUGCUUACCGGACAAGCCCAUGAAGACAUUUUCCAAAAGAGUAAAUGUAAUGCUGUCAUCCCAGGCCCUGAGGAUCCCAGUGAAGAUGUUCAAGUAUGGGGAAAGGCUACCAAUCUUGGGGCAGGUCUUCAAGCUGUUAUGGAACUAGCAAACUCACAACAUACUCGCUCCCUCCCAAUUCCUGGAGGACAUCCUCGUCAUGUUCUUACCCACUUGCAUCGCAGUGGAUACGGAAAAUCGUUUGGUAACUCUCAUCCGAACGUGUCUGUUCACUUCCCUCCUGUUUCUGUUGUCGGCCAAGCGACUAUCGACUUUAGCGGUGAACGUGCACCUGUCGACUCGGCGUACAAGGAGCUUGCUGCCCAUCUUGCCUUAUUGGACGGUGCUACUAGGAACAUCCCAGUUGAUUACCUCCUCCAUAACAUUCUGAAUGCCAAAGCCGGAAAGCACGAUGCCGACUCAAAUGUUUUGCUCGUAUAUGAUCCUCUUGCUGCCCAACCGGUGAAGAACAAACAAGCAGUGUUGGCUGAGAUUGAAGCAGAAAUACUGGGACAUGUCGCCGGCUUAGGACAGAUCAAGACCGAGACCGUAUCUGUGGAAAGGAAAUGGCAUCCUGCUGUUACCGGGAAGAAUGGAUCAACCCUCAAUGCUCUCAUCGGAGAGGGUCGGGCUUUAUCAAUCGAAGUUGGAGGGAAUGGUCAAGAAGAUAUCGUGGUGAUUCGCGGAACCCCUGCAGAGGUGGACCGAGCUACCAAGGACAUCCUCAUGAUUGUUGAGGAGGCAAAGAACGACGCCACUGCUAGUGCUUAUUCCACUGAAUUUCAUAUUCCCCAGCAAUUCGUUGCUCGAAUUGUUGGGGCCGCUGGUGCAGGUAUCCAAAAGUACCGCGAACAACUUGACGUCAAAAUCGACAUUGAUGACGCCCGUGACUCUGGCGAACAAAUUACUGGCCGUAAGCAAAAUGCCGAGGAGGCAAAGAAGAGAAUCCUUGCUCAGGUGGACAAAAUGGCCGAUGAAACCACGGAGAUCCUGAAGAUCCCUCGUCAAUACCAUUCAUCUAUCAUUGGGCAACAAGGAAAGUAUAUUCAACGCCUUCAAGACAAGUAUGGUGUCAAGAUCAACAUCGGCAAAGAUGCUAGCACAGACGAGGUCCAAAUUCGCGGAGGAAAGAAGGGAGUGUCGCAAGCUAAGAAUGAAAUCCAGGAGCUCGUGGAAUAUGAGAAAGAGAAUAACCACACCAUCACAGUCGAGGUUUCUUCUCGCUCUAUCCCACGCAUUUUGGGAGCCAAGGGAGCCAAGAUUCACGAGAUUAUGGCCGACACUACCGCACAUAUUGACGUGAACGAUGGCAAUAAAGACAAAUCUAAGGGCGCUGAUGAAGCAGGCCCGGCCUCUAUCACCAUUCGAGGCACUAAGAAGGCUGUCGCGGCUGCAAAAGCUGCCGUGCUGGCUAUCGCGAAUGCAGUUGAUGAUGAAACUACUGUUGUGCUUCACAUUGAGCCUAAAUUCCAUCGCACCAUUAUCGGAGGUGGAGGAGUUGGCCUCAAGAAUCUUUUGGCUCGUGUCGGUGCUCCUAGUGACCCCAAAGAACAAGCUGGAUUGGUUCGAUUCCCACAAAAUGGCGACGAGGUAACCCUUCGCGGGGAAAGCAAGUUAGUCAAAAAGAUCCAGGCAGAAAUCGAAAGGGUCGUCGCUGGUCUACGUGAACGUGUGGUGCUCGGUGUUGUCAUUCCAGCUCAACAGCACCGAAUGCUGAUCGGACAUGGUGGUCAGCCGCUUAUGGAGUUGGAGAAGAGGACCGGUGCUGAAGUACAAUUCCCCGGAUCCCGCUCCUACAAUCAGGUGGCUCCUGCUGAAAAUGCAGCUGAGCUGGAAGAAGCUGAUCCCAAGAAUAUCGUCAAAGUUGUCGGGCCCCGUGCAGCUUGUGAAAAGGCGAUUGCAGAGCUUUUGGAGCAAAACCGCGAGCGCACGUCUUCUGGUCCUGUCGCAACCGUUCAAGUCCCUUUCAAGCACUAUCAUCUCCUUCGUCCGACUGGCAAUCUUAUUCGAGACCUCCGUGCUUCUGGAGCUCAAUUCUCCCAAGCCGGGAAACCUAAGCAUGAAGGUGAUGGAGCGGCCAGCC